This is a messenger RNA of Durio zibethinus, 1183 nucleotides long. NCBI's taxonomy places the organism in Eukaryota, Viridiplantae, Streptophyta, Magnoliopsida, Malvales, Malvaceae. The record is from RefSeq and is a predicted model, not a curated record.
UGAAGAAAUUUUAAUUUUCAGCCUCAAAUGCAGUCUAUAAAUGCCAUCCUGGUUCUCACUUUCUUCCCCACAGCUCAAACAAUAGGUUCAUCAUCCUGUUUUCUGUCUUUUUAUCUAGUUUAAUUUGAACAUUUUCAAAAUCGUAGUUUAGAAUCGUGGGUGUUAUCACUCACGAAAUUGAGGUUACUAGCCCACUCCCCUCAGCCUAGUUAUUCAAGGCCUUUGUUCUUGAUUUUGACAACCUUUUCCCCCAGUCUGUGCCACAUGCAGUCAAAAGCAUUGAGCUCCUUGAAGGAGAUGGUGGGCCUGGAAGUAUCAGGAAGAUUACUUUUGCUGAAGGUGCUUAAUUUCUGGAUUAAUCUUCAUUCUUACUCUAUAAAUACUACAGCUUCAGGUUCACAUCUCCACACCUCAAAAAUCUCUUUGCAAAAUAUCAAUCAAUUCUAUUUUCACUCCUCUGAUCAUUUCCAAAUCACAAAGCAAUCAUGGGUGUUUUCACUUACGAAUCUGAGGUUGUUACUACAAUCCCACCAGCCAAGAUGUUCAAGGCUUGUAUCCUUGAUGGUGACAAGCUCAUUCCCAAGGUUGUUCCUCAUGCCUUUAAGAGCGUUGAGUACAUUGAAGGCAAUGGUGAGCCUGGCAGCAUCAAGAAAGUUACUUUCGGAGAAGGAAGCCAAUUCAAUUAUGUGAAGCAGAAGAUAGAAGCACUAGACAAAGAAAAUUUUGUAUACAGUUACAGUAUAAUUGAAGGGGAUGCUUUGAUGAACACUCUUGAGAAAAUCACUUACGAGACCAAAUUAGAAUCCUCUGCAGCUGGGGGAUCCAUAUGUAAGACUACUAGUAAGUAUUACACCAUUGACGACUUUGAGAUCAAGGAAGAGGGAAUCAAGGCAGGCAAAGAAAAGGCCUCGGGAAUGUUCAAGGCCAUUGAAGCCUACCUCUUGGCAAAUCCUGAUGCCUACUAAAAAUCCCAAAAUUGAGAAUUUGAGAAAGCAUCCACUUCAAUGAUCAUACAAUGUGGAAUGCAUAUGUGCCUUUUUUUUCUUUUACUUUCUAGUUUUAGCAGUUGUUGGUCCAUAUGACCUUCAUAUUGCUAAUAAGAGUUCACAGUUUAUCUUGGCUACCAGGAAGCUUGAGCUGAAAAUGUCAACUGCCAGUAAUAAAUAAAGGAGCAUUGAAUGUG